Molecule: messenger RNA, 2579 nt
Organism: Pocillopora damicornis (cauliflower coral)
Lineage: Eukaryota; Metazoa; Cnidaria; Anthozoa; Scleractinia; Pocilloporidae
Product: E3 ubiquitin-protein ligase TRIM45
Biological process (GO): proteasome-mediated ubiquitin-dependent protein catabolic process; protein polyubiquitination
Molecular function (GO): ubiquitin protein ligase activity; zinc ion binding; protein binding
Source: RefSeq, a predicted model, not a curated record
CGAGCAUUAAUCAGCCAAUCAAAGCGCCUAGCACCCGUGAAAUCAACCCGCUAAGUUCUUUGACGACUCUACUGGCUUAUUGGUAAACGGAACAUCGUAAGGACGAGCCUUUUAAGGGGCUCUCACUGUGGUUUCCAUGUAAUUCUUCCGCAAAACUCUCCGCCAGUAUGGGAUCUGUGCCGGUGAAUAAAAUCACCGAUCACUACCAACUUACUUGUGGGAUUUGCAGCGAGACGUACAAGAAUCCCAAGGUUUUGCCAUGCCUGCAUUCUUUUUGUCAAAACUGUCUUGAUUCUAACAUAAGACCUCAAGACCGAACCCUCGUUUGCUCAAUAUGUCGCCUGGUUGUGCCUGUUCCCGCCAAAGGUAUCGAGGCAUUUCCGCUGAAUUUCUUCAUCAACAACAUGUUGACAGUGUUAGCUGUGCAGAACCCAACAAAAUGCACCAACUGCGAGGAUAGUUCCCAGGCCACAGCUCGGUGUCUUGACUGCGUGGAAAACCUCUGUACAAAUUGCGUGGUUGCUCACAAAAGAAUUCGCCAGACAAAAGAUCACAGGAUUUUGUCUUUUGAAGAAAUCCAGGCAAAUGAAGUAAAGGAAAUUAUUCGCUGCCCUUCAUUUUGCUCUGUGCAUCCACGAGAGGUACUCAAGUACUUCUGUGAAUCGUGUGACGAAGCCAUAUGCCGAGAUUGUGCUAUCUACGAACACAGAGAGCACAUCUAUGUGGAUCUUAAAGAAGCUGUCAAGAAAUACAGGUCAUCUAUCACGGCUCUUCAAGACAAGACCAAACGCAAGAUUCCAGUCCUCCGCGCGGCUGUCGAGGAGGUACAUGACGUCACGAGAGAUUUGAGAGAGAGGGUUGAAGUAGUACGUGACACCAUUCAUAACACCAUUCAGAAUCACAUCCGGGAAUUAGAAGAACAGGAACGACAACUCAUUGACCAGCUUGAAAGCAUAUCCAGCUCCAAAGAGAAGGUUUUAACUUCUCAGCAGGAAAUUCUGGAACUAGACUUGGAAAACCUGCUUAGUAGCUGCGAGUUCACAGAGAAUGUGCUCAGGUAUGGAAACGAGGCUGAGAUAAUGUUGGUAAAGCCGCAGAUGGUCAGCAGACUCCAGAGCCUCAACGAUCACGAGUCGCAGUGUGAACCAGAAGAAAACGAGGUAGUUGAGUUCUCGUCCAGUGACCAGCAGCUCUCCAAAGUCAUUGCUCAGCUCGGUCAAGUCUCCACCAGUUUCGUGUUCCCUAUGCUGUCAUGCGCAGAGGGCCCCGGGCUCAGCCGAGCUAAGGUUGGGCACAAGUCAACGUUUACAAUCAUUGCAAAGGACAGAAAUGGCGAACCAUGUACCUCUGGAGGAGACCAGGUGUCAGUCAAACUUCACUGUCCAAACGGUCCGCCGAUCACAGCCGACGUAGACGACAAUGAUCAUGGCACUUAUACGGCUUCCUUCACGCCAGUCUCAAAGGGAGAUCAUCAAAUCACGGUUCACAUCCGGGGUAAACCUAUUCAAGGAAGUUCCUUUGACUUACAGGUCACGUCAGGAAUAGACUUUGAAAAUAUUGGUCCAAUGUUGUUGAAGUUUGCACCCAACAGUAAUAAGACUAAUGACGAGUACUACGAGCCGUGGGGAGUGACUGCUGACCCUGAGGGGUUGUUUGUGGUGUCAGAUCAUCACAAUCACCGUCUUCAGAUUUUUGAUACAAAUGGUCGCCUACUGUACCAGUUCGGCACACGGGGUAAAGCAGAUGGGGAGAUCUGGUACCCAGCAGGAGUAUGCUUGGAUAAAAGUGGUAACAUCUUUGUAGCAGAUCAUGGAAAUCACAGAAUACAGGUUUUCACACGCGAAGGACAGUUCCUUCGAAAAUUUGCUUCAAAAGGCAACGGUCUUGGACAGCUGAAAGGUCCUUGUGGCCUCGCCGUGGACUCAGAGGGUCGGGUCAUCGUAGCCGAACGCGAUAACCACCGAGUGCACAUCUUCGACUCCGAUGGCCAAGCGAUUAUGCACUUCGGCGUGUAUGGAGAUGGCGAUGGAAAAUUCAACUGCCCACGACAUGUUGCGGUUGACCAGGAUGACAGCAUUUUAGUGUCGGACGCUGGGAACUCCCGAGUGCAAAUAUUUGACAAGAAAGGACAGUUUUUAGCAAAGAUCGGGGAAAAGGGCACCAACAAAGGUCAGUUCAGUUGCCCCGCGGGAGUGGCGGUUGAUUCAGAGGGACACAUCGUGGUGGCGGACUUGAAGAACUUCAACGUGCAGAUAUUUGAUUCGGCUGGUGUUUUUGUAAAGAAAAUAGGUGUUGCAGAGGAAUCCAAGAAUGCCAGUGUUUUUAGCAAACCGACUGGAGUCACUAUCUCAGGAAAUGGCAAUGUUGUUGUAGCUGACAGAGGGCAUCAUUGUUUACAAGUGUUUUAAUCUGAGAACAGAUACAUAAUAAUAUACACUGGUUGGUCGAACCUGCGAUUGGAGGGGACGCAGUAAAAAGUUUUGAUUAUCACAAGCAAAGGGAAGCUUUCUAGGAGCAGAUCCGGGCAAGGGUACAGGGUGUAGACUUCUCCUCCCCCCCAUCAAUAUUUCCUAAAUUAU